AUGAGUCCAAUAUGCAGCGAUGCAAGUGACACGGAGCAUCUGGACCGCAGCUCAUGGGCAUAUCAGCGUGGUGCUCUGAUAGUCCCACCCCCACCACCACCACCUCCUCCUGACGACCAAUCGCACAACUUGUCCAGCCGAAAUUUCAUUCCUUCUACUGGACCCGCAGUGCAAAUGUGCUGCGUCCAAAACACCCCCCAAGUGGCUAUCCCGCUUCCUCCUGCCGACCCUCCCAAUAGUUUGGAAGGGCCCAAAGCAGCAGAGGAGAGCAAAAGACCACCUACACCCCCAUGGAGGAAAAACAAAAUAUUCUCGAGCCACACAGCCGGGAAAUGGCAGAAUCUGUUCACCUCGACGCAAGUGUCCGGCGGCCAGACGCAAGAACGAAACAGCAGCCCCGAUAGCGACAUUACAUUGAGCCUCCGCCUACCCCUAGAAGAUCCGUACGCUUUUUCAAGCAUUCCUGAUCCUUAUGCGACCACCAGUUGCUACAGUGACAACAGCAAUAGCUCAUCUGCAGCACUAACUGGGACAUCGUUCGUACAGCCACCUGAGCCAGUGUCCGGGAUCACUGCGAAUGCGCCCCUCUCACCUCCAUCUGAAACCUAUUUAGGGGCAUCCAGUAAUGUGCCAUUUCUUUUGCCCCCUUCCAUGUCACACAAAGGGCUGAAUCAUGCAAAUGGGCAAUCAGGGAGGCCCAGCUCGUCGUCUUACGUCUACCCUCCACUGCCAGCGGCACCGCCACCUAGGGAACGGGAUCACUGGUUACCACCCGAAGCUCAUCAAAUACGCCAGAGGCUCCGGGGAAGGCCUCGAUCUGAAGGCAUGGCAUCUCAGGGAGCCUUGGGGGGUCCGCCACCUUUUCCCUUUGCCACGCACUACUACUACCCACCUCAGCAGCAUCAGCAACAGCACCCGCACCAUGAUCGGGCAUUAUUAGCCCUCAGACGUACUUGUUAUCGAUGCCGGAAGAGAGGUCAUGAAGCUAGCGAGUGCCCUUCAGGGCAGGGGCUUCGCCAGACACGCUCCAAAUCUUGA
Molecule: messenger RNA, 1038 nt
Organism: Eimeria necatrix
Lineage: Eukaryota; Apicomplexa; Conoidasida; Eucoccidiorida; Eimeriidae
Exons: 1
Coding region: 1-1038 (345 amino acids)
Molecular function (GO): nucleic acid binding; zinc ion binding
Source: RefSeq, a predicted model, not a curated record